CUUCCUGAAGCCGCGAACUUUCAGUUCUCUUCACUCCCACGGAAAAUGAAGAGUGGCAAACAAUUAUCCCAGUAGGUAAGAGCUGAUUGGAAGCCAUGACUAGGACUUUAUUUUCUCCGAAUUCAAGUAUAAUCAGCGCUUCUAGUUGUGGAACACAAUGUUUAUCAUCCCAACACACAACGUUGUUGGGUGUUCCUCGACAAAAGAUAUUUUUGGGAACUAGAAUUCAGAACCGUCGUGUGUUUGGGGAGAAGGAAUCGUCGAAUAGAAUUGUGGUGGUGAGUGUGACCCGAGGCUCUGCAGAUUCAAGCAAGUCAGAAGAAACAAUCCCUUCGUGGGCUAAACCAGAUUCAGAUGAACCUCCACCUUGGGCUCGGGACGAAGCCAACAAUAAUGCUUCCCAGCAAGCGUUUGUCAUCCCCUUCUAUGUUUAUUUACUCGCGUCUGCUAUUACCGCCAUUGCCGCCAUUGGUUCCAUAUUCGAGUACGUGAACCAAAGGCCAGUUUUCGGAGUUCUGAGCUCCGACAGUAUAUUUUAUGCUCCCUUGCUUGGAUUCUUUGCAUUUACUGGCAUUCCCUUCUCGGGAUUUUUGUGGUUCAAGUCCGUUCAAGCUGCUAACAAGGAAGCUGAGGAACAAGACAGGAGGGAUGGGUACUCAUAGAGAUGGGGUCUCAGGAUCCGCUCAUUCGAUCGCUUUGCUGCCCACCUGAUCGACACCUUCUCUUCAGUUCUUCACUUUCUUAUGUUUUGUGAAAUCGUGUCAAUAUAGUACAAAGUGGAAGAGUAUUGAUUAACUUGAUAUGAGAAAUCAUCAAGUCAUAACAUAAAACGCCAGAGAUCAAAUUGCUUCUAAUGUGAUAAGAUGCCGUACUUCUGAAACAAAACACACAUCAUCGACGGCAUUUAGAGACCCAUAUUCGGCUAUCUCAAAUAACCCGCUACGGGCUUUUCUCACGAACCUUUGUUGUGAGUUGUGACCCAUCUUGCCUUGGUGCCCUGCUUUUUUAAACUCUUGCUGAUAGCAUUUAUCAAGUAGAUGCCUUCUCUGCACUUUAUCAAUCAUACUAACAAAUGAAUUUCGUACCGGA
Messenger RNA from Prosopis cineraria, 1089 nucleotides. RefSeq lists its product as uncharacterized. The transcript has 3 exons. The record is from RefSeq and is a predicted model, not a curated record. NCBI's taxonomy places the organism in Eukaryota, Viridiplantae, Streptophyta, Magnoliopsida, Fabales, Fabaceae. The coding region runs from base 96 to 662 and encodes 188 amino acids.